AUGAAGCCGGCAUACCUUGUUCUUGGCACCAUCGUCCUCCUCCUUCUGUGUGGCUGUGGCUCUGUCCUCAGCACUUCCAGUGGGAACCUGCGCACCUUUGUGGGCUGUGCUGUGAGAGAGUUCACUUUCCUGGCCAAGAAGCCAGGCUGCAGAGGCCUUCGGAUCACCACAGAUGCCUGCUGGGGCCGCUGUGAGACCUGGGAGAAACCCAUCCUGGAACCGCCCUACAUUGAAGCCUAUCAUCGAGUCUGUACCUACAAUGAGACCAGACAGGUGACUGUCAAGCUGCCUAACUGUGCCCCUGGAGUUGACCCCUUCUACACCUACCCUGUGGCUGUCCGCUGUGACUGUGGGACCUGCUCCACUGCCACCACAGAGUGUGAAACCAUCUGA
Molecule: messenger RNA, 393 nt
Organism: Castor canadensis (American beaver)
Lineage: Eukaryota; Metazoa; Chordata; Mammalia; Rodentia; Castoridae
Gene: Gphb5
Product: glycoprotein hormone subunit beta 5
Biological process (GO): G protein-coupled receptor signaling pathway; regulation of thyroid hormone receptor signaling pathway
Cellular component (GO): extracellular region; cytoplasm
Molecular function (GO): hormone activity
Source: RefSeq, a predicted model, not a curated record